UGCAACACCACAGUCGCACAUUUAAGAUGCCAGAACACCCUCCGCCGACGACCGCAUCCAUCGCUAUUGCGUGCGCCUUGAUUGCUGGCGUGACGGGCUAUUUUCUCGGCCAGGCGAAGUCCCUUGGGCUCUUUGGUGGAAGUCCCAUCUCGGAAGCUCCACGUAGCAAUCGCAAGACAAACGAAGAUUCAGAAGAGUCUACCGAUCAAGAGGAUGGGGAACUCAGCGAGUUCCCUGGUCAUAAUGAAGAGUGCAAGCUAGUUCUUGUCGUGAGGACUGAUCUGGGCAUGACGAAGGGCAAAAUCGGAGCGCAGUGCGGGCACGCGACGUUAGCCUGUUACAAGCACUUCCUGCGACAUGCGCCAAACUCGCCGAUAUUACGACGAUGGGAGCGGAUGGGUCAGGCGAAGGUUGCUCUGCAGGUGAAGAGCGAGGAGGAGCUGGAGAUGCUACAGGCUCAGGCUUUGAGUUUGGGACUGGCAGCUCACAUAAUACAUGAUGCGGGUCGAACACAGAUCGCGAGCGGGAGUGCGACAGUGCUAGGAAUCGGACCAGGACCUAAAGGGGUGAUUGACCAAGUUACAGGCUCAUUGAAGCUGCUUUAGAUACCACCGUGAAUUCGGAGGCUGCUUUAGAUACCCAAAUAAAAUUUCUUUG
Westerdykella ornata is the source of this 657-nucleotide messenger RNA. Its product is annotated as mitochondrial peptidyl-tRNA hydrolase-like protein Pth2. Gene Ontology annotation, molecular function: peptidyl-tRNA hydrolase activity. NCBI's taxonomy places the organism in Eukaryota, Fungi, Ascomycota, Dothideomycetes, Pleosporales, Sporormiaceae. Gene Ontology annotation, cellular component: mitochondrion; cytosol. The transcript has 2 exons. Bases 27 to 605 code for a protein of 192 amino acids. The record is from RefSeq and is a predicted model, not a curated record.